This is a messenger RNA of Aureobasidium pullulans EXF-150, 594 nucleotides long. RefSeq lists its product as uncharacterized. NCBI's taxonomy places the organism in Eukaryota, Fungi, Ascomycota, Dothideomycetes, Dothideales, Saccotheciaceae. Bases 15 to 197 code for a protein of 60 amino acids. The record is from RefSeq and is a predicted model, not a curated record. The transcript is spliced from 2 exons.
UUCAGACGGCUGAAAUGGUCAUUGAUGAGGAUGAAGAGAAGAAGCGCGAGAACGAUGAAGGUUCUGCUGGUGGCAGUGGGGACGAGUCUGGGAGUGGUGAAGGAGAGGAAGAGGAUGAAGAGGAUGAGAUUGUAGGGUCUCCUCAGUCGACGUUGGAUUCAGCGUUGGCACUGGUGUCCAGAUCAAAGCAAGAAUAGCUUGGUCUGUGCGCUCCCCGCUUGCUCGUUGCUCACUCUAUCCGAAUCAUCGAUACACCCGUUCACAUCCGGUCGCUUCUCUUAUCUUCUUGACGAAAAACACCGAAGUCACGUACCUACCUAAUUCAACUCCUGAAACUCACGAUGGCAAUAACAACAACCCUACCACAAACAACCACCAUCAUGGAAAAAGAUAUCCUGGACAGAAACAUCAUGUCAAGAGCAGAACUCGAUCGCGUCAAGGCCAGAAUACUUGCAAGCAAGACCCUCACUGAAUCCAAUGAUCCCGCACGCAACCUUCAGAAAAUGGCCUUGGAAUGCAUCGAGGAUGUUCGCGAACGCAUGGCUCACAUCAAAGAACGACGCGAGCAAAGACUUCUGGACGAAGAACAAAAAA